This is a messenger RNA of Saccoglossus kowalevskii, 757 nucleotides long. Its product is annotated as hepatitis A virus cellular receptor 1-like. NCBI's taxonomy places the organism in Eukaryota, Metazoa, Hemichordata, Enteropneusta, Harrimaniidae. The record is from RefSeq and is a predicted model, not a curated record.
UGACCCAGGUAUAGUAGAUCUACCAACUACACAGUUCACUGUCACAUUAAGUGAUCCAGGUAUAUUAGGUCUACCAACUACACAGUUCACUAUCACAUUAAGUGAUCCAGUUAUAUUAGAUCUACCAACUACACAGUUCACUUUCACUUUAAGUGACCCAGUAGAUCUACCAACUACACAGUUCACGAUCACAGUUAGUGAUCUAGGGAUAUUAGAUCUACCAACUACAACGUUCACUAUCUCAUUAAGUGAUCCAGGUAUAGUAGAUCUACCAACUACACAGUUCACUAUCGCUGUAAGUGAUACAGGUAUAGUAGAUCUACCAACUACACAGUUCGUUAUCACUUUCCGUGAUCCAGGUAUAGUAGAUCUACCAACUACACAGUUCACGAUCACUUUAAGUGACCCAGGUAUAGUAGAUCUACCAACUACACAGCUCUCUAUCACUUUAAGUUAUCCAGGUAUAGUAGAUCUACCAACUACACUGUUCACUAUCUCAUUACGUGACCCAGGUAUAGUAGAUCUUCCAACUACACAGUUCACCAUCACAUUAAGUGAUCCAGGUAUAGCAGAUCCACCAACUACACUGUCCACUAUCUCAUUAAGUGACCCAGGUAUAGUAGAUCUUCCAACUACACAGUACACUAUCACUUUAAGUGGAUUCAGGGCUCGUGAAAACAUGAAAAAACGUCACAGUCGUAAAUCACAGUCGUACCAGGCACUGAUUAUCGCUUUAAGUUAUGCUAGAUUUAGGUAA